CUGCUCGGACGGUGAACCUUUGCAGAGAUCGCAGGAUGAGGUGGUUUCUAGUUUGCGUGCUCGCGCUCUCGGUGCACUCGACUCUCGGGAUCGACUACACACACGACCAGAUUCAGUACCAGAGCCUAGGAACAAAAAACGGCGCCUAUAAUUUCGGUUACGACACCGGAGUUUUCGGAGCUCAUUCAUUCCAUCAGCAAUGGAGAGAUGAAGAGGGUGAGGUGCGCGGAAGAUACGGAUACACAGAUCCCAAUGGCGACCUGAGGAUUACUCACUACAAAGCUGGCAGGGAUGGAUACAAAAUUUUAAUGGACAAGGUGGAGCCCGGAAAUCCCGUCCGAGCUGGCCCUCGUCCGCCCCCAGGCUCUGGUGAUGCUCUUGUCGUCCCAGGAGCAGGAGUGGUUUCCAAAGGAUUACCGGCUGAUGUUGCUGCAGAGCCAAUCAGCAAUUACAGGAACGCGCUCGUGGCCUAUCCCAAUGGUCCCCGUGAAGAUUACGUGGUUGGGAAGACUCGAUAUUUCGUCCCAUAUAGACAGGCCGGACAAGUGGGCCGACCUGCCGAUGUUCGCCAGCCAUAUCCGCAGGCUCUCUCGAAGUUUGACAGGUAUUACCGACGACCAAGUGAACCGGUGAAGCGCGUGUAUUACAAGGAUGGCCGGCCCUUGUCGUACAAUCCGUUCGAAGUUUACGCACAGAGAGCGACCUUUGGCUACAACCCCUUCGCCUAACGGAUGCGGAUUGUCUGAGGGAGCGUGGCCGACUCGAUCGAUCCGAGGAGGCACGAAUGUAAAUAAAUCGAAGGAAGAGAAGCGUUCCCCGCCGGGACGAGUUUCAGAAACUUCUCGAGUUCCAGAGCCGUGGUUCUCCUAUUUAUAUAUUUAUUGAGCGCCAACCGUAUCGAAUAAACAACGGUCAAGUGAGACCGGGGAGGAACUCAG
Messenger RNA from Galendromus occidentalis (western predatory mite), 938 nucleotides. RefSeq lists its product as uncharacterized. Gene Ontology annotation, cellular component: chitin-based extracellular matrix. The record is from RefSeq and is a predicted model, not a curated record. Gene Ontology annotation, molecular function: structural constituent of chitin-based larval cuticle. Lineage: Eukaryota; Metazoa; Arthropoda; Arachnida; Mesostigmata; Phytoseiidae. Bases 36 to 728 code for a protein of 230 amino acids. The transcript is spliced from 4 exons.